Messenger RNA from Angiostrongylus costaricensis, 701 nucleotides. The record is from the annotation of a GenBank genome assembly. NCBI's taxonomy places the organism in Eukaryota, Metazoa, Nematoda, Chromadorea, Rhabditida, Metastrongylidae.
GUUGGUUGCCAAAGCGAGGGCCGAGUUUCUUACAGAUGAUAGUAUUCCUGUUGUCGUUAACACUGUGCGUUCUGUGGUUCAUAUAUCGGCGCACACCAUAUGCAUUCAUUCUUCUUGAUUUUAUAAAUGUUACCCUUUGCCUUCAUAUCCUAAAAUCAUUAAGGCUGCCAAGUCUGAAGUGGAUAACCACGCUCAUGUUAUGCAUGUUUGUCUACGAUGCAGUGAUGGUAUUCGCAACACCAUACAUGACUCGCAAUGGUUGUUCUAUUAUGCUAGAAGUGGCAACGGGCAUUGAUUGCUCUACAAGCGGCAGUGAUGAUUUGGAUAUCGAGAAGGGUUUCCAAAUGACAAUUUUGGGUUUAGGUGAUAUCAUCAUACCAGGCUACUUGAUUACUCAUUGUUUCACCAUGGGUGGGAUUUCCGAGCGCUCUCGUAUUGCUUAUGGUAUCUUGUGCUCCAUUGGAUAUAGCAUAGGUUUAAUAGUGACAUUCUUCGCACUUGCAUUUAUGAACAUGGCUCAACCUGCUCUGAUAUAUCUCGUACCGUGCACGCUUGUACCUAUCUGCGUAAUGGCCUGUGUAAAGGGUCAGCUGUGCUUAAUAUGGCAUGGUUCAAAAGAUCUCACAGAUUCAGUUGCUUCUUUAAAAUCAAAUGCGGCGGAAGAAACAGGACACAGCAGUAGUCCUAGUGCGGAAGGAUAA